Molecule: messenger RNA, 1994 nt
Organism: Phragmites australis (common reed)
Lineage: Eukaryota; Viridiplantae; Streptophyta; Magnoliopsida; Poales; Poaceae
Product: NEDD8-activating enzyme E1 regulatory subunit AXR1-like
Exons: 14
Coding region: 214-1800 (528 amino acids)
Biological process (GO): protein neddylation
Cellular component (GO): cytoplasm
Molecular function (GO): NEDD8 activating enzyme activity
Source: RefSeq, a predicted model, not a curated record
UCGACUCUAACUCAUGGCAAUCUGUAUUCGAAUCCUGUAGGAAUACAGUAGCCGCUGCGACUCCGAAACAAUACGUAGAUAUGCCGUUCGAAUCCGAUCCGUUUUCACCUCUCUUCCGCUAUAUUCGUCGCCGGGGUGGAGGGGCGGGGCAAAAACCCCACACACCACAGAGAAAAAAGAGCGCGCAGGCAGCCUCCGCUCCGCUACGCAGCCAUGGCCGCCGCCGAGCCCAAGACCAAGUACGAUCGCCAGCUCAGGAUAUGGGGUGAUCAAGGACAGAUUGCACUGGAGAAGGCUAGCGUAUGCUUGCUUAAUUGCGGUCCAACUGGAACAGAAGCGCUGAAGAAUCUUGUGCUUGGAGGAAUAGGAAGUGUCACUGUUGUUGAUGGCUUCAAAGUCGAAGCAUCUGAUCUGGGGAAUAAUUUUUUGUUGGAUGAAAGAUGCUUGGGACAACCAAGAGCUAAAUCCAUAUGUUCUUUCCUACAAGAGCUGAAUGAUGCUGUCAAAGCCAAGUUUGUUGAAGAGUCUCCAGCGACUUUGAUAGAUACUAAUCCUUCCUUCUUUUCCCAGUUCACUGUUGUCAUUGCAACUCAGCUUCCAGAGAGUUCUUUACUGAAGCUAGAUGAUAUCUGCAGGAAAGCAGAUAUCUUGUUGGUUGCUGCACGUUCAUAUGGUCUAACUGGUUUGGUCAGGGUCAGCGUCAAGGAACACAGUGUCAUAGAAUCAAAACCGGACCAUUUCUUGGAUGAUCUGAGACUUCACAAUCCAUGGACUGAACUCAAGCAAUUUGCAAAAUCAGUUGACAUAAAUGAUAAAGAUCCUGUUGUGCACAAGCAUACUCCAUACAUUGUUAUCCUUGUGAGGCUUGCCGAAAAAUGGGCAGAUGCACAUGAUGGUUGCUUGCCUUCAACUAGGCAAGAGAAAAAAGAGUUUAAGGACCUAAUUCGAGCCCAUAUGCUAAAUGUAGAUGAAGAAAAUUACAAAGAAGCUGUGGAAUCUUCAUAUAAAGUCUCUGUCACUCCAGGAAUCAGUAAUGAGAUCCGUCAGAUACUCGAUGAUAACUCUGCAGAAGUCAAUUCAUCUUCAUCAGAUUUCUGGAUUUUAGUGGCUGCUUUGAAGGAAUUUGUUGCAAAUGAGGGCAAUGGUGAACUGCCUCUCGAGGGAACAAUUCCUGAUAUGACGUCACUUACUGAGUAUUAUGUAAGCCUACAAAAGAUUUACCAAGCUAAGGCUGAACUUGACUGUCUUGCCAUGGAGCAUCGUGUAAAGUAUAUCUUGAAGCGGAUUGGUAGAGAUCCAGAUUCUAUCUCAAGGGCAUAUAUCAAAACUUUCUGUAAAAAUGCUAGAAAACUCAGGGUCUGUAGAUAUCGUAGUAUCGAGGAGGAAUUUAGCUCUCCCAUUCUCUCUGAGGUUCAAAGGUACUUCACCGAUGAAGACUAUAGUUAUGCAAUGAACUUCUAUGUUCUACUGCGUGCUGUUGAUCGAUUGGCUGCCAACUAUAAUAGACUACCUGGAAUCUUCGACAGUUUCGAUAGUGAGUUUGAUGAGGAUAUCCCUAGGCUGAAGACAGUUGCCGCUUCAGUGCUAAGUGAUAUGGGUUUGAACGGAGCAUCCUUAUCUGAAGACCUGAUAACUGAGAUGUGCCGGUUUGGGGGCGUGGAGAUCCAUCCCGUGGCUGCCUUUAUUGGUGGAGUCGCUUCCCAAGAAGUAAUUAAGCUGGUCACCAAGCAGUUUGUGCCGUUGCGGGGAACAUUUAUAUUCAACGGAAUCGACCUCAAAUCUCAAGUUUUGGAACUAUAAGAUGACCACAUUUGAGUUGCCUCAGAUUUUGUACCAUGGCCUCGCGGUCCAAUGAGAUCAGUUUGCCCAUGUACUUAUUCGACAUCAGAUUUGAACUGUAUCAUAGUACUGACGAGUAGCGUAAUUCACAUAAUGUUGACGUGAGUGGCAUUCUCUCCUUGUAAUUUAUUAUGGUCAAUAAUUUACUGUUUUUU